This is a messenger RNA of Trypanosoma grayi, 456 nucleotides long. RefSeq lists its product as hypothetical. The record is from RefSeq and is a predicted model, not a curated record. NCBI's taxonomy places the organism in Eukaryota, Euglenozoa, Kinetoplastea, Trypanosomatida, Trypanosomatidae. The coding region runs from base 1 to 456 and encodes 151 amino acids. The transcript has a single exon.
AUGUUGUUCCUGUGUGUAAUAGGGGCGUGGCUGCAAAUAGCAACGGUUGCCUACAAAAGGAAAGGAGGUGGAAACCAGUGGAGGUGUGAGCAGGAGAAGAGGCGUGCACACAUUCGAGGGCGCAGCCGCAGCGGGGAAGGAAACACGGCGGGGCCACAGUCAGCAGCUGUGUGUGUCUGUGUGUGGGUACUGGUGGGGCGCCGGGUAACUGGCGGUGCAGACACGCAUCACCGAAGCCUCGCUUUCAACGCUACCGUAACCUCCUGGUCACUGCCGCAACUGGCAACAAGGAGCAGCUCGCCUACUGCUCAUGUAGUAAUGAGGGUGGUGGUGGAGCAGCCAGGGAUAGGCCGGCAGCGUGCCCGCGUCACGGCCAGCAGGGCACAUCGGCGCCGAGUGCAUGCCGCCACGCCGCAUGCACAGGCCGGACAGCAGCAGCACCACAACUACCUGUAA